GCUGCUUUGCGGCCGAGCCGGCAGCUGCAGUUUUGGCAUGUUGCAUGCUGGACGGUUUGUGGGUGCAGCAGUUGUUAAGCAGUUGUCGCAGGUUGCAAGCGGGAAAAUAGCUUACAAGUCCCGUAGUGUUUGGAACAUGGCGAAGGACAUGGGCCAACGGAUGGUGUGGGUGGACUUGGAGAUGACUGGCCUAGAUAUCGAGAAGGACGAGAUCAUUGAGAUGGCAUGCCUCAUAACUGAUUCUAAUCUUGAUAUUCUGGCAGAAGGUCCUAAUUUGAUUAUUAAGCAGCCAGAUGAACUAUUGGACGGCAUGUCUGACUGGUGCAAAGAGCACCAUGGGAAGUCUGGUCUUACCCAAGCAGUCAGAGAGAGUCGAAUAACAUUACAACAAGCUGAGUAUGAAUUUCUUUCAUUCAUCAGGCAACACACACCUCCGGGAGUCUGCCCAUUAGCAGGAAAUUCAGUGCAUGCAGAUAAGAAAUUUCUGGAUAAAUAUAUGCCACGGUUUAUGAGACACUUACAUUACCGGAUCAUUGAUGUGAGCACUGUGAAAGAAUUGUGCAGACGCUGGCACCCUGUAGAAUAUGGACUUGCUCCUAAAAAGGCAGCUUCACAUAGAGCCCUGGAUGAUAUCAGAGAGAGCAUCAAGGAACUGCAGUUUUAUAGGGAAAGCAUUUUCAAGACAAAAACUGAUUAAAAAAAGAAAGAUAUUAGAAAAUGGAGAAGCAGCCAAGCCAGAGUCUGUGACCAACAUCUGACUCGAAGAGGCGGAAUCUUUGUUGAUUUUAUAUGGUACCACAAACAGCAAGAUUUCUGAAAACUACAUUUCUUGCAUGCUUGGUUAUUUAAAACUACAAGCUUUCAUGCGCCUACAUGAGCUAAACCUUGCCCUGAGUUAUGGCUGUUUCUUUAAAACGGCUUUAAAGUUUUACUAAUGUAUCUUUAAAAAAGUUGAAAUUUCACAACACGCCGCUUUCUUCUGUCUCACUUGCUGUGACAUGGAGAGAUAUGGUUAAUGGUAUUUAGUUUGGUGAACAGUUCAGAUAGUAUUUGGUAGGGGAUUUUCUAUUUUGAGGAUUUUUCCACUAUGAGAUGGAACAUUAUUUGCCAAGUUGUUUGUGUGGCAUUAUGAGCUAUUGAUAUGAAUGCUUGUUCAGCUGUCUUCCAUUUAAGUUUUUCAAACUGUAUUAACAAAUAAACUUUACAUUUCUUUAUUAAAA
Messenger RNA from Xenopus laevis (African clawed frog), 1220 nucleotides. It is a transcript of the gene rexo2.L, whose product is annotated as RNA exonuclease 2 L homeolog. Lineage: Eukaryota; Metazoa; Chordata; Amphibia; Anura; Pipidae. The record is from RefSeq and is marked provisional. Gene Ontology annotation, biological process: RNA metabolic process. Gene Ontology annotation, cellular component: mitochondrion. Gene Ontology annotation, molecular function: nucleic acid binding; 3'-5'-RNA exonuclease activity.